This is a messenger RNA of Aspergillus uvarum CBS 121591, 660 nucleotides long. Its product is annotated as carbon-nitrogen hydrolase. The coding region runs from base 1 to 660 and encodes 219 amino acids. The transcript has 3 exons. Gene Ontology annotation, molecular function: catalytic activity. The record is from RefSeq and is a predicted model, not a curated record. Lineage: Eukaryota; Fungi; Ascomycota; Eurotiomycetes; Eurotiales; Aspergillaceae.
AUGAAGCGUGACCCUGCGACUGGCUUUGAGUGGGAUCCUGAGAAUUUCAAGGUUGCUGCCGUCCGCAAGCCCCCGGUUGGAUUUGUCUAUCAUGCCCUUUCAGACCAAUCGACCUGGUGGAACUACAACCUCAACGCCAUUAUCGCUCAGUCGGUUGAGAUGAUCCACCAAGCCGCGGCUGAGGGCACCAAGUUCAUCGCCUUCCCGGAGCUCUACUUCCCUGGUUACCCUGCCUUCCGCACUGCCAACGGACCCAAGGACUUUGAGCAGUAUGUGUCGCAGACCAUGGAGCCCGACGGCCCCGAAUGGAACACGCUCAUGCAGGCCUUUGCCGACACCAAGAUGUACGGGGUUGUGGGUUGGGCCCAGAGGGCCAAUGAAUCGCUCUUCAUGACCCAGAGUCUGGUUGGUCCCAUCGCCAACGGCUCGGCCGGAACGAUCUGGAAACAUGAGAAGUUCCGGCCCUCGGGCACAGAGCGCUCGCUCUAUUCCGAUGGACUCCUCAACACGAUCCGCGCGCAAAAGCUCCCUUUCGGGACCGUCUCCAUGCUCCAAUGCUGGGAGCACGUGUAUCCCGAGUCGCACUUUAUCGGAUCUGCUCAGCCUGCCAACCUUCACGUUGCCUCCUUCCCGUACGUAUCCCGGGCCUACUGCCUAUAA